Molecule: messenger RNA, 450 nt
Organism: Elaeis guineensis (African oil palm)
Lineage: Eukaryota; Viridiplantae; Streptophyta; Magnoliopsida; Arecales; Arecaceae
Source: RefSeq, a predicted model, not a curated record
AUGGCUUUGACUUCAACUCUCAGCUCCCUCCUCCUCCAAAAACAGCUCAAGGAGCUUUACCAGAACGCCGUAGAAGGCUUCUCCGCUGGCAUUGUCGAUGAGUAUAACAUCUUCGAGUGGAAGGUGACCAUCAUUGGUCCCGCCUACACCAUCUACGAAGGUGACGUGUUUGACGUCGUGAUGACGUUUCCAUCUAACUACCCCAACAGCCCGCCGGAGGUUCGCUUCAUGUCGGAGAUGUGGCAUCCCAAUGUGUACACUGACGGGCGCAUGUGCAUCUCCAUCCUGCAUGCCCCCGGCGACGACCCGCAUGGUUACGAGAAGGCCAGUGAGCGGUGGUUGCCCGUGCACACCGUCACAACCAACGCUACGAUCGAGUGGAGGGAGAGGAGACAUGCAUUCAGGAAGAAGGUUGCUCGCAUAGUAAGGAGGUCUCUGCAAAUGCUGUGA